CUUUUAACCCUAUCACAGUUCCUGUGAUGAUACUAGCUGACAACACUAUGUGGAGUUUGCUUGUGGGCCUAGCUUUAGUGUGGAUUUCUGGCGCUGACUCUCAGUCCUUUACUGAGCGCCAACUAACGCCAGAAAGCGCAGCGCUGGUCCAGUCGUUCAGGACAUACUUGUCUAGUGUCGAGAGAGACAAGCGAAAUGAACUGGAAAGAAUCGGAAGGGCAGCAUCUAACGCGAGCGAUCCGACGUGUAGCCUCCUCUGUACGGACAGGAAAGAUUGCGGAAACAUCAUUCAAAACUUUGGUCUCUAUCUGGAUCCAAAGUCAGCAGUGCGGAUGUGUAAGUCGGGAGCAAAAAAUAUCCUGGUCCAGAGCAAUUACGACACCUCGCCAUAUUGCCAGUACCUGCAGUCUCAUUUUAACAUCUGUGAAAACAAGACUGCGGUGAUGGAGAUUGGGUGCCAGUUUACCUGCGAAAAGUGCAAAGUCUGCGAUGACGACGAGUGUAAAUGCAGUAAAAACUCGAUCGGUGGUUACGUGGACGGGCGCUAUGUCUGUAAAUGUAACAAAGGGUUCCGAGGGGACGGCUUCACCUGCAUAAAUAUCAAUGAAUGUAAAGAGAACACCCAUGACUGCCACAAAACACGAGCCAAUUGUACCGACCUGACACCCUUCUGGAAGUGUGCCUGUAAGGAAGGGUACAGCGGGGACGGCAAGGAGUGUGAAGAUGUGAAUGAGUGUACGACAGAGGCGUUUCCACCCGGCAAAGCCUGUGACACAUAUGCGACAUGCACCAACACCAUUGGGAGCUAUUAUUGCACUUGUAACCAGGGAUUUACUGGAAAUGGUUAUUUUUGUGAAGACAUACCUGAAUGUGACAGAGGAACGGACAAGUGUGCUCGUGCGUCUGAUGGCGUCACACGGAUAGCCAGCUGUACUAACACGUUUGGGUCAUACAGAUGCAACUGUAGUGAGGGUUAUAGAGAUGUUAACAACCCAAAAGACGGAAAGAAUUGCACCGAUAUUGAUGAAUGUAAGGAGGGAACCCACAAUUGUGAUAGAAGGAAAGGAACUUGUACAAACACUAUCGGAUCAUUCAAAUGUCACUGUAACAAAGGAUAUGAAGGCGAUGGAGUUCGCUGUUUCUGGAAAAACCCAUGUACCCAAGGAACACAUGACUGUUCAGAGAACGCUAGAUGUCUCGCACAGUCUGAUGAAACACAUGAGUGUGAGUGUUUGGUUGGCUACAAGGAUUACGCGGCUGAAAAGGGGACAGACUGCAGAAACAGAAAUGAGUGUGCGGAUGGUUCACAUGGCUGUGACAAGAACACGACCAGAGCGACGUGCACGGACUUGGUGGGCAGCUACAAGUGUUCCUGCAACAAGGGAUGGGAAGGCAAUGGGUUCCCCAACUGUAGAGAUAGAAACGAAUGCAUUGAUGGUUCACAUUUGUGUCGAGGAAAGGCAUCUUGUGUUAACACACUUGGAUCUUACGAAUGCGCAUGCCCCGUCGGUUACAGACUGACUGAGGACGGGAGAAGUUGUGUGGACAUCAAUGAAUGCCGCGAGGAAAGCGACAAUUGCCACUCAUAUGCCACUUGCACAAAUACGCAGGGAUCUUUCUUCUGUACUUGCAAUACUGGGUUCGAGGGUUCUGGAGUACUCUGUAAAGAUAUCGACGAAUGCUACAAGAGAACAGCAAAUUGUGAUGCACGUGAAUUCUGCACCAACACAUUCGGCUCUUAUAAAUGUUCAUGUAAAACAGGAUUUGAAAGAAACGAAAAGACCGGGAAAUGUGACGAUGUCAACGAAUGUGAAAGGCGAACCGAUAACUGCAACAAAACCUACACCUAUUGCAAAAACACUAUUGGAUCAUACUCCUGCUUAUGUAAGACCGGCUUUGAGCCGUGGAGCAACGAUUGUAGAAAUAUCAACGAAUGUCUCAGAAAUACUCACGAAUGUUCUGCACACGCCUCAUGCACAGACACGUGGGGUUCAUACACCUGCUCGUGUAGGACUGGCUUUGAAGGAAAUGGUAGAAUUUGCAAUGAUACUGACGAAUGCAAAAGGAAGACAGAUAACUGCCCGAACCCCCGGCCUCCUGGAAUUUGUACCAACACUAUUGGCUCCUUUAGGUGUUCUUGUCGCAUAGGCUACAAAUACCAAAACAACAAAUGCAUAGACAGAAAUGAAUGUUUACUUGGAACGCACACAUGUGGGGGCUCGACUUACUGCUUUAACACUAUAGGAUCAUACGAAUGUCGCUGUAGGAAAGGAUUUGAGAUGAAAAACAACAGAUGCGUUGAUAUAAAUGAAUGCGUGAGAGGGACCCACACGUGUGACAAACGACCAGGUGCUUCAACUUGCACAAACACCAUUGGAUCCUAUACCUGUAAAUGUAACACUGGAUAUGAGGGAAACGGUCACAUCUGCAAAGAUAUCAACGAAUGCGAGAGAGGCACUCAUAAUUGCCAUAGCCAGGCAACGUGUACAAACACCAUUGGCUCCUUUAAAUGCACAUGUAAUGUGGGAUUUGAAGGAAGUGGAGUUGUAUGCAAAGAUAUCAAUGAAUGCAAAAGGAGAACUCAUAACUGCCAUAAGGACUACGGGCUCUGCAAUAACACAUACGGAAGUUUUAAAUGUUGUUGUAAGAAACCUGGAUUUGAAGGCAAUGGAGUCAUCUGUAAAGACAUAAACGAAUGCGUCCGUAACACACACGAUUGUCAUCGCCCCCACGCACAGUGUACUAACACUAUAGGAAGCUUCACGUGUAGCUGUAAGACAGGCUUUGAGGAGAGAAACGAUGGUCGUGUAUGCAUAGACAUCGACGAAUGUAAGAGAAACACUCACAAUUGUCACCGACCCCACGCGAUGUGUGACAAUACGAUUGGUUCCUUUAAAUGUAGAUGUAAGGACGGUUACCGAGGGGACGGAUACACAUGUACACCUGUAAGACCAUGCAGUGAAGGUUCGGAUAAAUGCAGCAAGUACUCGACAUGCACUGACCUGACUCCAGGAGGAAAGUAUAAAUGUGACUGCUACUUUGGUUUCUUUGGAGAUGGAAAUCAAUGCACAGGAAGCAGAGGGAAAAGAUUUCUCGUACUCUUCAUGAAGAAUAUAGAAGAUCCGACAGAAACCAGUCCUCGACCACGCCAUGCUCAAAUAUACAUUGCCUCGCUCAAUAAAACAGACGUGAAAAUCACAACAUCUGACUCGUUAGCAAAGUCAUUGAAGUCCAAAAUAGACCAAACAGUAUCGAUGAACUCAAACUCUGAGAAGAUCGUCAGUAUAUCCCAAAAUGUCCGCGUGAAUGAUGCAGUGGUGGAAAACAAAGCCGUGAUGCUGGAGACGUCAGAGGUGACGUCAGUGUUUGCUCUGAACCAUGAUGGCUACACGUCAGACAGCACACUGGUUCUACCCAUAGACAGACUGGGGCUAAAGUACGUGACACCCUCUACAGAACCCCAUAACAAGCAGCACUCGGAUUAUAACAGUCAGCUCGCUUUUGGAGCGGUUCAAGAUCAAACACGCGUGAAGAUUACACUGAAACUUAACAGUGGGCAAUAUAUCAAAUACGGAGGGAAAAAAAAUCGGGAUGGAGAUAAAAUCAUUGUGACCCUGAACAAAUACCAGACAUUCCAACUCUCACAUAACGGCGAUCUAACGGGUACCUUAAUCAUCUCCUCCAAACCAGUAGCUGUAUUCUCGGGAAAUCGAUGUAACAAACUUAACAGUUUUGGCUUCUGUAGUCAUUUGGUAGAACAAAUUCCCCCCAUGGACAGUCUUGACACGACUUAUAUCGUUCCUCCACAUUUUGAGAGAAGUGGCACUAUGGUCAGAGUGGUCUCCGCCCACACUGGAUCCACCACUUUCUCUUAUACCAUAGACAAGUCCACAAGUACAAAGACUAUCGGAACUUUUGGCAACUUCGACAUCACCGUCUCUGGUAAACAAGCGGUUGUGGUGGACUCCAAACGGCAGGUCCUAGUCCUGAGUUUCGGUCUUGCUGCCCGCAGACAAAAAAAUGGCGACCCUUACAUGACCAUGGUUCCCGGGAUCAAUCAGUAUGUCCACCAGUACCACGUGUCUGUGCCUCAAGGAUUUGAACAGAAUUAUUUUGCAAUCAUGGUGAAGAAAGGCUCCGAAUCAUCACUGCUGUUGGACAACGACAGCAUCAGUUCGAAAAACACUGUAUCGGAAUCUUCAGUGACCGUCAAGGGGCAGGACUACGUUGUUCUGACCGUGAUGGUGAACCAAGGGGUGCACCGAGUGGAAACCAAGGACAGGUCAAGGUUCGGUCUGAUGAUCUAUGGUCACGGCCACGAUGACGGAUAUGGAUUUGCCGCCAACAUCCUGGGUCCUGGAAAACUGUAAAACGUCAAGUAACUUUAAAUUCAUCUCUAGGGAUUCUUUGUAAUUUCUGGGAAGGUUCAAUAAAUAGCUUUAAACGA
Molecule: messenger RNA, 4447 nt
Organism: Magallana angulata
Lineage: Eukaryota; Metazoa; Mollusca; Bivalvia; Ostreida; Ostreidae
Product: fibrillin-1-like
Exons: 23
Coding region: 27-4370 (1447 amino acids)
Molecular function (GO): calcium ion binding
Source: RefSeq, a predicted model, not a curated record